AUGGUGCCGGAUGUGGAGCAGAUCAUCGAGAACAUUGUCCGAGGAGACCAGGACGCUGUGCAGCUCCUCCUGGACGGCUACAACACUCAGUAUGCAGAGUGUUUCUUCUUCAACACCGAAGAACAGGAGAGAAGAAAGCAUCUGGCUGCAGCGCUGCUGUGCUUCAUCACUAGUCAGCUACAACCAGGAGUUUUGCAGGUUAGCCUGCACACUCUUCGUAUCCUCUCCCGGGACCGGAGGGCCCUGGGGCCGCUGGUCACCGAUGAGGCCCUCUUCACCCUGGCUCACCUGGGAGGCAUCCGGACAGGGAAGAGUGAGGAGGAGGACGGAGAGGAGGAUGGGGAGGUGUGUAGGAAGGAGGCCCUCAAAGUCUUGUGUAAUGUCGUCUACAACAGCCCUCAAGCUCAGGAGAGGGCCAGCGCACUCAGGCUUCUGCAAGGCUUGUGGGAGAAUCUGAAGCAGGAGAUCUGCAGCAGCGAGCCGCCCGGUGGACACUUUUACCAGCUGCGACUGCUCUUCUUACUGACGGCGCUGAGGCCUGAGCUGAGGCAGCAGCUGAACCAGGAGCGAGGUGUGUCGGUGCUGACCAGAGCUCUGGAGCGCUGCCUGGCUGUGCAGUGGGCUGACGGCUACGAGUUGCUCAGCGACCCCUCGCUUCCUCCCGUCUCCAAGGAAACGUCCCAGGAGGUGAUUGAGGUCCUCAAGACUCUCUUCAACAUCGCACACACGUUCUACAGGCAGGAGCCGGACGAAGAGGAAGCUGCUCUCUAUCGCCGCCUUGCUUCUGUUUUACGUCACUGCCUGCUGGUGCCCUGCGAUGGAGAAGACACAAGGGAGGAGCUCCAAGGACACACAGUAAACCUGCUGUCGGCUCUGCCUCUCACCUGUCUGGACGUCCUGCUGUCCGUCCGACUGGACCAGACGUCCCACCAGUGGGAGGGAGUCAACAUGGACUGUGUCCACGCUCUGCUGCUGUUCAUGGACCGACGUCUGACCAGGGGUCAGAAGCUGAAGGAGAAGCUGACUCCUGUCCUGAACCUGCUGACUGAGAGCUCUCGAGUUCACAGGGAGACGCGUCACUACUUGCGGCAAAAGAUCUUACCUCCUCUGAGGGACGUCGCCAUCCGACCCGAGCAGGACGUCAGUCUGAGGGGGCAACUGGUCCGCCUCAUGACCCACGUCGACACAGAUGUGAAGCACUGUGCUGCCGAGCUGCUGUUUGUGCUGUGCAAAGAGAACGUCAGCCGAUUUGUCAAAUACACGGGUUACGGCAACGCUGCAGGGCUGCUGGCAGCUCGGGGCCUGUUGAACGGCAGGCGGGGUUCAGGCGACAGCCAGUACGCUGCUCAGUACUCCAGCGACUCGGACUCGGACACGGAGGAAUACCGAGAGGCCAAAGCCAGGAUUAACCUGGUGACUGGUCGGGUGGAAGCGGAGCAGCCGGAUCCGAUGGAGGGCAUGACGGAGGAGGAGAAGGAGCAGGAGGCCCGCUAUCUGAUCGGCAUGAUCAACCGGCUGUCACAGUGA
This is a messenger RNA of Stegastes partitus (bicolor damselfish), 1527 nucleotides long. Its product is annotated as synembryn-A-like. Lineage: Eukaryota; Metazoa; Chordata; Actinopteri; Pomacentridae. Gene Ontology annotation, biological process: G protein-coupled receptor signaling pathway. Bases 1 to 1527 code for a protein of 508 amino acids. The transcript has 11 exons. The record is from RefSeq and is a predicted model, not a curated record. Gene Ontology annotation, cellular component: cytoplasm; plasma membrane. Gene Ontology annotation, molecular function: G-protein alpha-subunit binding; guanyl-nucleotide exchange factor activity.